AUUGUUGAUUUUUAGUAGUUUUCGCCUAUGGUGGAACUGGAGCUGGAAAAACAUUCACGAUGCUUGGAACACCUAUGUAUCCAGGGUUGACAGCCCUCUUGGCGGAAGAAUUGUAUAGCACUCUGAUGGAGGAUUGCAUUGGCGUCGAAAUCAUUUGUUCUUACCUGGAAAUUUACAACGAAAAUGUGCACGACCUUCUAUCAGACAUCCACCCGCCUAAGGCGCUGCAGCUGCUGGAAGACGGUUCCUCGGUGGUAGUCAGCGACCUGAGUUGGUUCAGACCUUCAAACGCCGAGGAACUCAUGAGCAUCUUACGGACGGGAAACUUGCGACGCUCUCAGCUGCCGACAGACACAAACAAAGAAUCUUCUAGGUCACAUGCAAUCUUCCAGGCACGAUUUAGCUUUCAAAUGCACACAUGUUUGUUAAAUUUAUGGGAUGUGAAGGUGGCAGUGAGCUUGAAGAGGAGAUUUGGAACAUUCUGCUCUAAACUGUGCUUGGUUGAUUUAGCCGGUUCUGACAGGGCUUCGUCACACACCGACAUGAGACGCAGGGUCGAAGGUGCAAACAUCAACAAGUCUCUCCUCGCAUUAGGCAGUUGCAUUGAUGCUUUGGCCGACGGUCUGCAGCAUGUUCCUUUUAGAAACUCGAAGUUGACGAGACUGCUGAAGAACUCUUUGGACGGAAACUGCCGCACCAUCAUGAUCGCCAAUGUUUCGCCUAGCAGCCUCGCCUACGACGACACCUUCAGCACCCUUAAGUACGCAGCCAGGGUCAAGUACAUCAAAAACUCUGUCAAGAAGAACCUAGUGUCCGCCAGGAAUGCAUCAGUGUCGGCCAGGGAUCUGGAGGCUGCAAAGGUGGAGAUCGCCCUGCUCCAGAUGGAAAUCGAAUCCCUGAGAGUUGAAAAUCGCGACCUGAAGACGACAGUGAAAGAACAUGUCUGCGUUGCUCCCGAAUUCAGGGACAGAUUGCGAUCGUGUUCACCAGUGAACGAACCAGAUGAUGAUGAUGACCUUCCCUUCACCACCAGGAAUGAAAUCUAUUCUGAUCCCGGAUGCAGGUCGAGCCUCCAGUCAUCUGGCUCGGUUUUUGAAGAGCCAGGUAUGAGUCUGGAAAAGCCGCGGCCGAGAAGUGAAAGCUCGUAUGAAAUUCCAAGAAUCAGGGAACCAUUAUCUCGUCGCUCAACUGAAAUAAUGGAAAUUGACUCUCCAAAAUCAACGUUCAGGGAGCAUGCCGACGUUAUGCCUGAGUUCCGAGAUUAUUCGCAAUCUUGGUUAGCGGAACCUAAGCAGCAACGAUCUGGCAUAGUUCCCAUCAUGCCUGUGCAAGAGCGGCAGGUCUUUAGAGAGACGUCACCUCAUCCAAAUCCUAACACUGAGAGAAGACAAAGUUAA
Molecule: messenger RNA, 1397 nt
Organism: Cloeon dipterum
Lineage: Eukaryota; Metazoa; Arthropoda; Insecta; Ephemeroptera; Baetidae
Product: kinesin-like protein KIF18B
Exons: 3
Coding region: 60-1397 (445 amino acids)
Biological process (GO): microtubule-based movement; microtubule depolymerization; mitotic sister chromatid segregation
Cellular component (GO): mitotic spindle astral microtubule; kinesin complex; nucleus
Molecular function (GO): ATP binding; plus-end-directed microtubule motor activity; ATP hydrolysis activity
Source: RefSeq, a predicted model, not a curated record